AUGUUCACUGGUCUUGUUGAAACAAUUGGAACUGUCUUGGAUUAUUCCCAACACGAUAACACAGAAACAGGCGGCAAUGGUGUUUCAAUUACCAUUGGCAAUUGUUCGGAGAUUUUAGAAGAUGUCAAGUUAGGGGAUUCCAUCUCCACAAAUGGGGUUUGUUUAACCGUUACUGAAUUCAACCCAGGAAGAACAUUAUUUAAAGUUGGUGUGGCUCCCGAAACACUUCGUAAAACCAAUUUGGGUGAUUUGAAACAUGGUGCCCCAGUCAACUUGGAAAGAGCCGUUACCAGUGAAGUGAGAUUAGGUGGACAUAUUGUACAGGGCCACGUUGAUACUAUAGCUACAAUUGUUGGUAAGAAACCAGAUGGUAAUGCCAUCACUUAUACUUUUGAAUUGAGGGAUAAAGAAUUCAUCAGCUACAUUGUUCAUAAAGGGUUCAUUGCCAUUGACGGUACUUCUUUGACUGUCACCAAUGUUAAACCAUCCAAGGGUCAAUUUUCCAUAAUGUUGAUUAGCUACAGUCAAGAAAAAGUUAUAUUAUCCAAGAAAGAAGUCAAUGACACUGUUAAUAUUGAAGUUGAUUUGACUGGUAAAUUGAUCGAGAAACAAAUCGAAGUCAAUUUAACAGCUCAAAUAGAAAACGAUGAAAGUCCAUUAAACAAAUUGAUCACUUCUCUAGUCGAAAAGAAAGUCAAAGAAUUCAUUAAAUAA
Molecule: messenger RNA, 714 nt
Organism: Candida tropicalis MYA-3404
Lineage: Eukaryota; Fungi; Ascomycota; Pichiomycetes; Serinales; Debaryomycetaceae
Gene: RIB5
Product: riboflavin synthase
Exons: 1
Coding region: 1-714 (237 amino acids)
Biological process (GO): riboflavin biosynthetic process
Molecular function (GO): riboflavin synthase activity
Source: RefSeq, a predicted model, not a curated record